CGUGACGUCAUGACGUCCGCGCCGCCGCCGCCGUAGUCGGUGCACGAGUAUUUUUUUUAAUUCCUCUAGUAACCUGGGUGGAUAGCUGGGUGGAUAUUUAAGGAUUGUCUUCAGUCAUGGCCUUGGGAUUAAAGUGCUUCCGUGUGAUCCACCCUGCCUUUUGCAAUUACUUUGCAACCUUGACCAGACCUGUUUCAGAAAUUUCGAUGAAGACAGUGAGUGGAAGACAACACGACCAUAGACAAUGUGUGGCCUGCCCAGCUGUACCAAUUCGCCAUUUUGCAACCAAGAAAGCCAAAGCUAAAUUGAAAGGACAUUCCCAAACCAGAGUGAAUAUUAACACAGCCUUAGUUGAAGAUAUAAUCAACUUAGAAGAGUUGGAUGAAGAAAUGAAGUCUGUGAUGGACGCACUCAAGGAUAACUUCAAUAAGACUCUCAACAUAAGGACCUCGCCAGGAUCCCUUGAUAAUAUUACUGUGGUAACUGCUGAUGGAAAACUUGCUUUAAACCAGAUUGGCCAGAUCUCCAUGAAGUCACCACAGUUGAUCUUGGUGAAUAUGGCAAGCUUCCCAGAGUGUACAGCUGCAGCUAUCAAGGCUAUAAGAGAAAGUGGAAUGAAUCUGAACCCAGAAGUGGAAGGGACACUAAUUCGGGUACCCAUUCCUAAAGUAACCAGGGAACACAGGGAAAUGCUGGUGAAACUGGCCAAACAAAGCACCAACAAGGCCAAAGACAGUUUACGGAGGGUCCGUGCCAAUGCGAUGAACAAGCUCAAGAAAUCAAAGGACAACACCUCAGAGGACACCAUUAGGCUCAUAGAGAAGCAGAUCAGCCAAAUGGCCGACGACACAGUUGCAGAGCUGGACAGGCAUCUGGCAGUGAAGACCAAGGAACUCCUUGGAUGAAAGUCCAGCAGGUCUCAGCCACACACAGAGUCCAGUUUUUGGUGAAUCCUCCGGGGUGGGGGGGAGUGGGCAGAUUGGCACCUUCCACCUCACCUGUUGUCCAUGUGGAAGGCAGUCACUAUGUGGUCAGUCCCUGGAAGACCUAGCUUUCUAGUAGGAUGCUCCGGCUUACUGGUUCUUGUCUUUGCUUCCCUGCCUAGCCUAUUCUGCUCUGAGCCUUUUGGUAUGGAUGUCUGCUGCUGGCAGAGGACCAUUACUCUGGCAGUUGCUGUGACUGAAGUCACCAUAGGACUGGGAGCAUUGGCUGGCUCAGCACCAUCUGCUUCUCAUCUCAGGAGCCCCCUUUCCUGAUAGUGAGUCAGCCCUGCCCUCAUGUUGAAACUAUAUGGACUGAUGUGGGCCUUUACUCUGACUGAUCAUGAUAAAGCCUAAAUAAAUUGAAAAUAACAACCACCAA
Molecule: messenger RNA, 1362 nt
Organism: Jaculus jaculus (lesser Egyptian jerboa)
Lineage: Eukaryota; Metazoa; Chordata; Mammalia; Rodentia; Dipodidae
Gene: Mrrf
Product: mitochondrial ribosome recycling factor
Exons: 7
Coding region: 117-905 (262 amino acids)
Biological process (GO): translation
Cellular component (GO): mitochondrion
Molecular function (GO): ribosomal large subunit binding
Source: RefSeq, a predicted model, not a curated record